This is a messenger RNA of Trypanosoma rangeli, 1149 nucleotides long. RefSeq lists its product as uncharacterized. Bases 1 to 1149 code for a protein of 382 amino acids. NCBI's taxonomy places the organism in Eukaryota, Euglenozoa, Kinetoplastea, Trypanosomatida, Trypanosomatidae. The record is from RefSeq and is a predicted model, not a curated record. The transcript has a single exon.
AUGGCGCAUCAGCGGGUGAAGGAAGGGCCCUCGCCAUCACCAAAGCGAGUACAUGCAGGGCUCUUACCGCCCCCACUGCCUUCUCGCUCGGUGACGCUGGAGCGUGACGCCAAGGCAUUACAGGCGAGGCUGCAGGAAAUAGACGAGGUUUUUCACCUUAACGACGAGGAUAAUGAGCGGCGGUUGCGACUGCGUCAGUUAGGGGAGCAGCAGAUGGUCUUACAGCGCCUGUGCGAGGCGGCACUUCGGACGGAAGAAGGUCUUGGUGGUGUUACGGCGCACCCCAACGCCGGCACUGACUUUGAGAGCGGUAGAGCUUUGGAGGCAGGCAUUGUGUUAACCCCGCGCUCCUUAGAAAGUAUCUCGAGGUAUGGCGAUGCGGGGGUGAUGCUGAUGCCACGCAGCGCAAGCCGCACAGAUGCUGGCUCGCUGCCGAUGUCAACGCCACUCUUCGUAUCCUACGAGCCGCCGAAGGGUACCUCAUCCACCGCAAAUACUGUGGAACCGUCUCGCACGUACCGAGGUGGCAUCUCAACGCCUCCAGAAUUCUCUGCAGUGGAGACCAUCUCGACUCGUAUGCCCCCGACGAGGAAAACACUGCCCCCUUUGUCCUCGCCAGCGUUGGUUGAGGACGCCGCGCUAGGCAAAGAACGGCGUCUUGUCGAGGAAUUUUUUGGAAUGUCUGGGGUGGAGUCCGCCCAUCCGUAUGGGGCAGCAGAGAACGAGAGGCGAGAAUUGUCCAACGGGGUGGUGCCGUUUGUGCCACCUCUGAGCCUUCAACGUCCCGGUGGAGACCCGGCUACUAGUGUUCCCCCUGCAGAAGGCGACAUGAGUGAGGAAAAUUUUGAUCUGAGGGAAGAGGAGCAGUUGCUGAAGUGCAUCAUGCAGAGACAACCACAACGCCCGGGCGACCCCUUACGGGAGGUUUGUGCGUCCUCAAUUUCUCGUUCUAGUGGUACUCUAAACGACGCGAAACCUUCCAAAGCAAAAAAGAAAGGCUCACUGUACGAGCAAGGAAGAUGUUUGUCUGCACUUUCCGGCGCCACAGCGGUUCCAUGUCGCCACGACAACCAGCCUCACCACCCAGCUGUAUUGUUUCUUGGGGAAAACGUAGUCGAUGGGGCGGAAAAAAAAAGGAUGAAGAUGUAA